CGCUUUCCAAAUAAGGCUCUAAAAAUGAUGACGUAUCAGGAGGCGGACAUUACGCGUGCGCAUUUUUACGCAAUUCCCUUACAAGCGUCACGUUGCGUGAAGACGAGUGCGAUCAGAAUCCUAUAAUUUCGAAUAAACUAAAUCCUAAAAUUCAAUAUGCCGGAGGUUGAAAUCAAGGCUGGAGACCCAACGAAGGGCGCCGCCAUCUUUAAGCAGAAGUGCACCCAAUGCCACGUCAUAGACAGCACAGGCAAGCACAAGCAAGGGCCCAAUCUAAUGGGACUGUGGGGCCGACGGACGGGGCAGGCGCCAGGAUUCAGCUACACAGACGCAAAUAAGAACAAAGGUGUGACUUGGGAGAAAGCUACGCUAUUCACGUACCUCGAGAACCCCAAGAAAUACAUCCCCGGCACCAAGAUGGUGUUUGCCGGACUCAAGAAGAAGAAGGAACGGGAGGACCUGAUAACCUACCUGGAGGCGGCCACGCAGGGGAAGAUGUAACGCAGGCUCCAAUGCACACUCUCAUUAACCUUUGACCUCGGUAGUGUAAGACAAAAAUGCUGCCAAUGUUUGUUUGUUUUUACAAAUCUUUCUGUUAAUCACACAUUCUGGAUUAUGGUUAAAUCACAAAUACCUUUUGUUUUCAAACACAGUAUUGCAAAUAACUACGUUUCGUAAUCUGAUUUUUUUUUUAUAUAGGGACAAAACACUGAUUAUAGGUUCAUUUGCAUUUUACUGUUAAAAUGUCCAUUUUAAGAACUGAAUGAUCCGGACUUCCAUGAUAUCAUUUCUGCUCAUGUGCUAAUUGUUUUUUACUUGCUUUUUGGCAUGUUGUCAAAGCAAAGGUGAUGGGUUUUUUUUCCUUUGUGUGCUCUUUGUAACGUCAUAUUUUGCAGGCAAAGUUGCGUACAUGGCAAGUGUGUAAAAUAUCAGAGAAUUGUACAAUAUCAUAAAUUUGCAAGUAUUAUUUGUGGCACAAACCAAAUACAUGUAUAUAUUCUUAUUAAUAUUUCGCUGAGUGACUUACCAUACACGCUAAGUAAUCAUUUCAACGGUGCAUUAAAGAAGCUCGUGUGAAUUUAACUUUUGGCUAUUAUAUAGUUGGGUUAAAGUGUAAAGUACGUUGGUGACCAGUGAAAUUCACGGAUGUUUUGUGAAGGAUAAACUUGGCUGGUAUCCACCACUCAAUCCACAACGAUCCUUGAAAGCUACUUUCUUACUUGAUGGAUUGUGUCCAGUUGGUGAUGUGUACGUCCAGGGAUCAUGUCAGUAAACUACCCAGAAUGCCUUGCAUUUCCUUCACAACAUAUUCUGCUAACGAGAUGAGUUGUCACGUGUCUUUUCGAUAGCGUGGAUGGUUUUGGGCCAACAUACACAUAUUUGCAUGCGAACAGGUCGAGUCCCAAAUUACAGACAUAUUAUUAGAUUCAAACUUGCCAGAUGAUUUUUGUUUCUUUCCAAAUCGUUAGGGCAGAUGUUUUUGUCUUAAAUUAUCAGAGGUCAAACCAACAAAAAUUAAAAUGCAUUUUUUCCCCCGAGUGAUUAUACCGAUUUCCCGAGGAGUUUUGACAAUAUGAACCGCCCAUAACGUUUCAAUUCCCUGUACUGUAGAUUUCCCGAUAGCAAUAUGGUGCAGUGGAUCUAGCCGCUUAAUUGACAACAGUGUUGAGUGGUUUUUAAUACUAAAAUAUAGGUUUUUCUAAAAACAUUUACAUAUUGUGUGUUGUGGGGUUGUAGAUGUACAUAAGAAAGGAGAGUUGUCUGUGAAUUCUUGUUAGUUUAGUUUCACAACAUUUUAAGCAAGUUCAGACUUUUCAUCAAUUUGUUUAAUAGUACAUUUAUAUUCAUGCCAUGGAGCUACAUGUAUACCCAUAGUUUUGAAGCGAUCCAACUUCAAAUGGAUAAACGAACAAUUCCUAAAUGCAAGAAAAGAAGUUGAAUGGAUUUCACACAAUACAUAAUUCACUUAUUUUUUUCUGCAGUGAUUUUGAUGAUUUUUUUUCUUUUGCGUGUAACUGUUGUAACUAUUUUAAAUAUGUAAAUGGCAAAGCCCCAAUUAUGUCCGUCUGUGUGGCUUCAUUAUUUAUUGUUUUAUGUCAUUUGUUUUUAAAACUGAACGAACACUUCCACUGGUCAAUUUUCUUUUCAUGUAUUUUCCCCCUUUGUUUGAUUUCGUUGACUUUUGAUUUUGAAUAAAAAUUGUGUUGAUUGACUCCA
This is a messenger RNA of Patiria miniata (bat star), 2217 nucleotides long. Its product is annotated as cytochrome c-like. Lineage: Eukaryota; Metazoa; Echinodermata; Asteroidea; Valvatida; Asterinidae. Gene Ontology annotation, molecular function: heme binding; electron transfer activity. Gene Ontology annotation, biological process: mitochondrial electron transport, ubiquinol to cytochrome c; mitochondrial electron transport, cytochrome c to oxygen. The record is from RefSeq and is a predicted model, not a curated record. The coding region runs from base 157 to 501 and encodes 114 amino acids. The transcript has 3 exons. Gene Ontology annotation, cellular component: mitochondrial intermembrane space.